Trichoderma reesei QM6a is the source of this 897-nucleotide messenger RNA. RefSeq lists its product as uncharacterized. Bases 1 to 897 code for a protein of 298 amino acids. Lineage: Eukaryota; Fungi; Ascomycota; Sordariomycetes; Hypocreales; Hypocreaceae. Gene Ontology annotation, molecular function: oxidoreductase activity. The record is from RefSeq and is a predicted model, not a curated record. Gene Ontology annotation, cellular component: mitochondrion. The transcript has 5 exons.
AUGACUUCGAGUGAGGACGGGAAGAAAGUCGCGAGGAGGGAGGGCCAUCUUGAGAGGACGGCGGAUGAACCCAGAGAUGCGGAUCUUCAUGAAGUGCAAUUGGAGAGGAUUGAGCAGGUCAAUGAGAGGGUGAGACUGUUUCGACUGCGUCUUCUGUCGGGGCCGGUAAAGUUUUUGCCUGGCCAGUGGCUGGAUACGUACAUCCCCGGCGUCCCGAAAGCAGGCGGCUUCACCAUAACAUCUGCCCCUUCUUCUUCUUCUUCCUCUUCUUCCGAGUCGCCGUAUUUCGAGCUCGCGGUGCAGGAAUCGCCUGAGAAUGAGCCCGCGGCGUGGCUGUGGCGGCCUGUCGGAGAGAUUUUGGGGGAGAGGCUGAGGGUUCGCGUUGGGGGACGAUUUGUGUUUCCUCCCCUUGCUCCCUUGGCCAAGAAAAAUGAUGCUUCUGACGGGCUGAAAAGGGUUGUUUUUGUAGCUGGUGGCGUGGGCGUGAAUCCCCUCGUCAGCAUGUUGAGCUACAUCGCCGACAACGAGCAAACGACGCCCUUCGUUGACGACGUGGUUUUUCUCUAUGCGAGCAAAGUCCCUCGGAGCGGGAACUUCUCUGAUAUUCUCUUCCUGGAUAGGAUCACGCGCUUCUUUGGCGAGGGGAAAGUGAAAGGAAGAGUGAAGCUGGGUAUUGGUACGGAUUCUGCUGGGGCGAUGAGAGACAUGAAUGGGACGAGGGUGGAGGUGCAGAGGAGGCGGAUUACGAGUGCAGAUGUGGCGGAGGCUGUUGGGGAUGGGCGGGAUCCAGGGACGGUGGUGUAUGUUUGUGGACCGAGGGUGAUGACGGAUGAGCUUGUUGAGAGGUUGGCGAAAUUUGUCGAUCCGAGGCGUGUCUUGACGGAGAAGUGGUGGUGA